Rhagoletis pomonella (apple maggot) is the source of this 352-nucleotide messenger RNA. RefSeq lists its product as uncharacterized. NCBI's taxonomy places the organism in Eukaryota, Metazoa, Arthropoda, Insecta, Diptera, Tephritidae. The record is from RefSeq and is a predicted model, not a curated record.
ACAGCUGAUUAUGAUAUUAUUUCAAAAACAAUUACCAUAAAUGUGGAAGAAAUAUCUCGUCAAAAUAAAUAUGAAGGUAUGUCUGAUUGCAUUGAUCUAAAGGAAGCGAAGAAGUUUUGUAUUUGCACAGACAAAUCUUAGUGUUUGUUCGUACUAUUUAAGAGUGAUAUGUCCACGGUAGCGGGUACAAAAUGACAAUGAUAUUUAAAAAAGGGUUUGCAUAAAAAGUGAUUUCUUUGCAGAAGCAAUUUUAUUACUGUUAAUGCAACCUCAAUUUUCGCACGGAAUGAAAGCAUGAAAUUCUUUUAGAAUUAGAUCCGGUUACUUCCAGUGUUUCCGGGUGCCGAAAAUA